AUGAAAACAUUGUUUGAACUUGCAAAAUUGUCACUCAUGAGAAACAUUAAUGUCUUAGAAGAUAUAGGAGAUGUUCCAUUCAGAUUAAUUGCAGACGUAUUGAAUAUAGUCAGCAAAGAACAAUUAAACAAAUUAGAGGAGAGAAGUUUAUUUUUAGUUUUUGAAGAUGAUGAAUUGUGGUUAAAAUUCAUACAGAAAUAUUAUCCAACGCAUGUGCAUGAACAAUUUGUAUCCAAAAAGGACACUAUUAUACAUUAUUACAUGAAUUUUAUAAGGAAAAAUCAUCCUGAUAUACUCCCAAUGGGGAGCCUUGAAGAUUCUAAUAUGAAAGAAUUGAUUGAUUCAUUUUUCAAGGAUUUAAUUAAGAAAGAUAUAAAGAAGAAUAAAUAUAGAGUUCCAUAUAGAAUGCUCUAUUUUAAAUAUCUUAAUGAUGAUAUUAAGAAGCAAGAAAGAAGCGCAGAAAAAUUAAGAUUACAAAUGAACCAAUUGAAAACAGAACGUGAACAGAAUAAGACUAUUGAAGUAGGAUCCGUAUAUAUACCGAGGGACUCAUCAAGAAACUAUAGGAAACCUGUGUUUACCAACGUUGGGUCAUCGAAGAUUUUGAAUAGAACACUGCAAGAAGAAAGUCAACGAUUACGAAAAUUAAAUGAAGAAAGGAAAAGAGUUAAUAAGGGUAAUCAAGAAAGAUUAAAGAAGGGAAUAAUACGAACACCGGUGUCAAGAAGAGCCUUUGGGGGUGGUGUUGGUGUUGGCGUUGGUGUUGGCAUUGGGAGUGGUCAUAUCGAAGAGGUGAAUCAGCUGAGACCAGUGAGUAGUAAGUUUCAAAAACCUGAACCAUCAUCGAGUUCGAUACGAAGUAGCCAUGAUUGUGACACAACACCUCGAGAACAGAACGAUCGUUCAGUACGGCCGAAUUCCGGUAGCAGUUCCUUAUCACCUUCGGGACCAUCACCGUCAACACAAGAUACCAUAAAAAGAGGUUCUGCGGUAAAGUCUCCUUUGAGGAAAAGAGGUAGAGAUCAACCAUCCAUUUUCUUGAAUCGAAAAAGAGGUCCUCCUCGUACUAAUUCUAAAUCGCCAGAAAACCCACCAAACAUACCGGUCAUACCUUCUCCACCCAGGCGUGAAAGAAUCAAGGACCGGACAAAUACAGCAUCAUCUAUAGAAGAAGCAUCAAAGAGAAAACUUUCUUUAAAAGAUUAUCUAAAGAAGUAG
This is a messenger RNA of Naumovozyma dairenensis CBS 421, 1218 nucleotides long. It is a transcript of the gene ELA1, whose product is annotated as elongin A. Gene Ontology annotation, cellular component: nucleus; elongin complex. The record is from RefSeq and is a predicted model, not a curated record. The transcript has a single exon. NCBI's taxonomy places the organism in Eukaryota, Fungi, Ascomycota, Saccharomycetes, Saccharomycetales, Saccharomycetaceae. The coding region runs from base 1 to 1218 and encodes 405 amino acids. Gene Ontology annotation, biological process: transcription elongation by RNA polymerase II.